Messenger RNA from Durusdinium trenchii, 654 nucleotides. Lineage: Eukaryota; Dinophyceae; Suessiales; Symbiodiniaceae. The record is from the annotation of a GenBank genome assembly.
AUGGAAAGAGGAGGUGAGCCAAUCCCGGCUCCUUCGCAUGUACACCUGGGUGAAGCGCAAGACCUCUGGCUCCUGCCCAAGAGAUAUUGCCGCUACAAAGACGAGGAGAUGUUGAAGCCCGGGGUUUCCAGUGGCUUCAUGGCCUCCUCUGCUGCCGUCUUGGCCACGAACGUGCCCACGCUGGUGGCUGAGUGCAGCGGCAGCAUCGCAUCGUUGACUUGCAUCAACCAAAUGGCCGAAGCCUCCUCCGUGAUGGGCUUCAUUGGUCGUGCCAUCUCCAAGGCAAAAGAACUGGCCAAGGAGGGGAAGAUCAAGGAAUGCAAGGAGGUCUUGCCGGACAGCCUGGCUAGUGGCCUUGGUGACAGUGUCGCUCAAUAUAUCGGCUUCCUGCAUCAGUUGGGCGGAAUAGACGCCACCCUGCUGGAAGAGAAGGAGGUGGGCGCGUCUAAAGCGAAGAAGCAGGAGAAGGCAACCAAGGAGGUCCUGCAGCGCAAGACCUUCGCACAGAUCUGCGAGGCACCGCUGACGGACGCGGACGCGAAGCUGGCGCAAUCGCUGAGUGAGGAGGACCUGAAGAAGGUGGUGGAGAAGGUCCGGCGACUCGUCUGUUGCCUUGUGCGCUCCACUGCCUCGUUGUGGGCGACCGCAGAGUAA